UCUAUUACUGCUGUGAUUCUUGUGUAUAUAUAUACUGAUGGAGAACCAACUGUUCUGCUAAUGCCUCUCAAUAUUUCGAAAAAUUUACAUAUGUAACAGCAUCUGUAAAGUUCACAAAUUUGAUGUAAAAAAGAUCCAAUUCAGUACUUUUGAUGGCAGGGCUAGUUUAUAGCGAACCAGGCCAGAUGCAAGCUUUAGUACUAGGAUUUCAGCCAACUAGGGUCUUGAAUCUCAAGGCAAUGUACGAUACUAAUGUUUCUGCUGCAACAAGUGAAUCCAUUAAGGAAAGGAUGCCUCAUGUUUUGAGUGUUGCAGGCUCCGAUUCAGGAGCUGGUGCAGGAAUCCAAGCUGACCUUAAAACUUGUGCUGCUCGCGGAGUGUAUUGUUCUACUGUUAUUACUGCCGUUACUGCACAGAACACUGUUGGGGUUCAGGGUGUGAACAUUGUGCCCGAGAAAUUUGUUUCAGAGCAAUUGAAAUCUGUUCUGUCAGACAUGAAUGUCACUGUUGUAAAAACAGGCAUGCUUCCCACAGUAGGGAUAGUGAAAGUGCUUAAUGACAGCUUGAAGCAAUUUCCAGUUCAAGCUUUGGUGGUUGACCCGGUCAUGGUAUCAACUAGUGGUGAUGUGCUGGCUGGUCCUUCUAUUCUUGAUAUACUUCGUGAACAGCUUCUUCCCAUGGCGGACAUAGUAACCCCUAAUCUUAAAGAGGCUUCUGCUUUACUUGGUGGCAUAAAAUUGCAAACAAUUUCUGACAUGCGUUCUGCUGCAAAGUCCAUACAUGACAUGGGUCCAAGAAAUGUUCUUGUUAAAGGUGGUGAUCUUCCGGCAUCAUCAGAUGCUGUUGAUAUUUUCUUUGAUGGUGUGGAGUUCUGUGAGCUGCGGUCCUUACGGAUACAAACUCAAAAUAGUCACGGUACCGGUUGCAGUCUAGCUUCAUGUAUAGCAGCUGAACUAGCAAAAGGUUCCCAGAUGUUGCAAGCUGUUAGGGUUGCAAAACACUAUGUUGAAACUGCAUUGGAUUAUAGCAAAGAUAUCCAUAUUGGAAAUGGGCUUCAAGGUCCUCUUGACCACCUGUGUAAGCUUAAAAGAAAUGUUCACAGUUCAAGUAGACUACAGAGAUUCAAUCCAGAUGAUCUCCUAUUGUAUGCUGUGACGGACUCAAAAAUGAAUAAUAAAUGGGGCCGCUCGAUAGCAGCUGCUGUUAAAGCUGCCAUAGAGGGUGGUGCGACCAUAAUACAGCUGAGGGAAAAGGAUACUGAGACGAACAAUUUUCUGGAAGCAGCUAAAAAUUGUCUGGAAGUUUGCCGUUUACACGGUGUACCUAUGUUGAUAAAUGAUCGAAUUGAUAUUGCUCUUGCUUGCGAUGCAGAUGGAGUGCAUGUAGGCCAGUCUGAUAUGCCUGCACAUGUGGCUCGAUCUCUUCUUGGGCCCCAAAAGAUCAUCGGCGUGUCCUGCAAAACACCAGAACAAGCUCAUCAGGCCUGGGUUGAUGGUGCUGAUUACAUAGGUAGUGGCGGUGUGUACUCCACCAAUACAAAAGCAAAUAAUUCAACUAUCGGUUUAGAUGGCCUUAAAACUGUAUGUUUGGCAUCCAAGUUACCAGUUGUUGCCAUCGGAGGCAUCGGUCUUUCAAAUGUUCGUUCAGUGGUAGAAUUAGGUCCAGAAAAUUUAAAAGGAGUUGCAGUUGUAUCAGCACUGUUUGACAGGGAAUGCAUCGCCACCGAGGCACGGAAGUUACAUACGUUGGUGUCAGAGACCCUGAAGACGACCUCUGCAGCUUCAUGAUAAGAAAUCCCACAACAAAUUUUUCACGGCAGAUUCAGCAUUCUGAUCUGAAUGUUGCAUCAUUUGGAGAACUUCUGUUACUCAGUUUCAGAAAUGCCCUAUUAACUUCUUGAUGAUCAUCUUGAUCUUUCUUAUUGGUAGUUUAAGGAUCUGUUUGCCUAAUAUUUACAAGUCAUAAUAAAUUGCCACAGAGUAUUUCACUUAUUUUGUUUUCUUUAAAUUUCACUUAUUAUAUUUCCGAAACUUUCUUGAACGAGACAAACUCCAAUCUGAUUAUAUCAGAUCUGAUUAUAUUCCGAUGCAAUGUAUCUACGGAAAUUAUUUUCCUCAA
This is a messenger RNA of Daucus carota subsp. sativus, 2118 nucleotides long. Its product is annotated as thiamine biosynthetic bifunctional enzyme TH1, chloroplastic. Gene Ontology annotation, biological process: thiamine biosynthetic process. The coding region runs from base 153 to 1787 and encodes 544 amino acids. Gene Ontology annotation, molecular function: phosphomethylpyrimidine kinase activity; thiamine-phosphate diphosphorylase activity; hydroxymethylpyrimidine kinase activity. The transcript has 10 exons. The record is from RefSeq and is a predicted model, not a curated record. Gene Ontology annotation, cellular component: chloroplast. NCBI's taxonomy places the organism in Eukaryota, Viridiplantae, Streptophyta, Magnoliopsida, Apiales, Apiaceae.